Molecule: messenger RNA, 1023 nt
Organism: Leptosomus discolor (cuckoo roller)
Lineage: Eukaryota; Metazoa; Chordata; Aves; Leptosomiformes; Leptosomidae
Source: RefSeq, a predicted model, not a curated record
GUCAGUACCUCUCAACUUGCAAAUGGAGAUAGAGGCUUUGAGAAUGUGGAGCUGGGUGUCAUAGGAAAGAAGAAGAAAAUUCCGAGGAGGGUUAUUCAUUUUGCAAGUGGAGAAACAAUGGAAGAAUAUAGCACAGAUGAAGAGGAAGACGAACAAGAGAAAAAAGACCUCUUGCCGCCUGUAGAUCCUACCACGCUCACGUGGGGACCCUACUUGUGGUUUCAUAUGCUGCGAGUUGCCACAUCAACUUUAUCAGUGUGUGACUUCCUUGGGGAAAAGAUUGCAUCUGUUCUGGGGAUAAGCACCCCAAAAUACCAGUAUGCCAUUGAUGAGUAUUACAGAAUGAAGAGAGAGGAGGAAGAGGAGGAACAGGAAAACAAGAUGUCAGAAGAAGCAGAAAGACGGCAUCAGGAACAGCAGAACAAGCCACAAGCUGAAGCUCCUGUCCAGACAGACCAGCCUGAAGCAACAGCAUGCACUUCAUUUGUGAAUGUAAACUUUGAAAAUGAGGGAGAUGGCCAGUCUGUUGGGGAAGAUAAACAAGAGGUAGUUCCUGUCCCUCCUUAAGUGUAAAGCUCUGUAUAAUGUAGGAAAUAGGAAGUGUCAGAUGUCACAAUCUGGCUAUAAGAACCAGGAAAAAUAGGAUUAUACUUGUUCAGUGAAAUACAACUUUUAGCAUUCUUAUUGAUCAGGAGAGAGCUAGGUGGUGUCUGUUCAGUCUGUCUGCCUAAUAAAGGCUGAGGCAUGCUGCCAAAUUGGCACUUCAGUCAAAAUUAAAGUUGCACUACAAACAUUUGGUCUAAAAUUGAGUGUGUGAGCUAAUUUCUGUGUAAAGCAAGUAAAAAUGUCUUUUCUUUGAAUUGCUGUGUCUAACACCUGUGGAUUGCAGAUGCAGUGCUGUUUCCUACUUCUAAACACCUAUUUCUGAUUUGCACAUUGUUUGCAACUUGGCUCUCUAUGAAUAGAUUAAUAGGAACCAAUAUCCUGUAACUCACAAGUCAGUAUAAUAGUGUCUCAUUUCCC